AUGACUGAAUCUCCACCAACCGGGGUUCUCUUUGAUCGGGUACACCUUCAACAGGGGCAACGAUACAUAAAGGACGGCAACCUUGCAUUCCCAUGUCAGUCUCCUGUGAAUCCACUCGAUCUCCCAAAGGGGCAAGAGGUGGUUACCGUGCUUGCAAAACAAAACGCCAGGAUUGUACUCGAGUGGGACGAAUCCUUCGUGACCAAGUCAGGGUUUGGAAUACUAUUCCCUGAAGCUGAAGCAAUGAAACUUGUCGCUAAGCAUACCGAUGUCCCCGUCCCCGAAGUGAUUUUUACACAUUUCGAUCCAGUUGAAGAUGUCCCACCUAGCGUCUGCCUCAAGCCCAGUUACCGUCCACCAGAAGGGACGAUCGGGAUGACCAUUGUUCCCGGAAUCACUCUAGAGAAAAAAUGGGACACGCUAGACGACGAGGCUAAAGAGUCGAUUUGUCUUCAACUGUGGAAUCUAACCUCGAAGAUCCGAAAUAUCCCUCGUCCACAAGAGUUAGAGGGAUUAUAUCAGUGUGCGGCGGAUGGCUCUCCAUCCCAGGACCCAAUGCUAGAGGACCUACAAAAACCCGCUCGACCAAUUCUGAACGACUCUGAGCUGCAUGCGAGGAUCUACGAACGGUAUCUUCACUUUGGAGGAAGGCGGUAUGAGAAUCAACUGCUGGAUAUGUUCCCCCUCUCGGAGCGCUCGGUGUUCACGCAUGCGGAUAUUGCACCACGCAAUGUUAUGGUGGACGAGCAGAACAAUGUCACAGGCAUCCUGGACUGGGAAUGGGCAGGGUGGUAUCCCGAGUACUGGGAGUAUGCGCAGAUCAUGCGGCCGGCAUUUUGGGGGGACUUCCAGAACUGGAUGGACAGGACGGCGCCACAGCGGUGGGAUCUAAGGGGAAUAAAUGCUGCCAGGAAGGUUUUGUUUUGA
Molecule: messenger RNA, 927 nt
Organism: Penicillium bovifimosum
Lineage: Eukaryota; Fungi; Ascomycota; Eurotiomycetes; Eurotiales; Aspergillaceae
Product: aminoglycoside phosphotransferase family protein
Exons: 1
Coding region: 1-927 (308 amino acids)
Source: RefSeq, a predicted model, not a curated record